This is a messenger RNA of Colius striatus (speckled mousebird), 1439 nucleotides long. It is a transcript of the gene AVEN, whose product is annotated as apoptosis and caspase activation inhibitor. NCBI's taxonomy places the organism in Eukaryota, Metazoa, Chordata, Aves, Coliiformes, Coliidae. The coding region runs from base 117 to 1193 and encodes 358 amino acids. The record is from RefSeq and is a predicted model, not a curated record. Gene Ontology annotation, biological process: negative regulation of G2/M transition of mitotic cell cycle. The transcript has 6 exons.
AUUUCCCUCUCUCGCCCUGGGCGGGCGGUCGCUUUCCGGGAGUAGGUGUGGACCGGCGCGGCACAGGCCGGCCUAGCCACGCCACGGGCAGCUCGGGGAACGGGCGCGGCCUAGCCAUGCAGCCAGAGCAGGGAGGCGGUCGGCCCCGCCGGGAAGGCGGCCGGCACGGCAGGCGGAGGCCUGGUUGCGCGGACAGAGUAUCCGAGGCGACGACGGAAGGAAGCGGCAGGGAUGGCCACGGCCGCGGAGGAGGCGGGAGUCGGGGAAGAGGCGGUGCUCACGGGCAGCGAGGAGGCGGGAGCCGGGGAAGGCGAGAACCGCGGGGUCGCGGCGCAGGGCUGCCACCCGCCGCCCACCACCCUCGGCGGGUAGAGCAGGAUGAUGAUACUGGAUCACAAGAGGAAGAAAAGGAAGAACUGAAAAGCUAUUCAAGAAGAAAGAUUCUUUCCAACUGGAGCCGCUAUGAGGAAACAGAAAAAGAGGGACAGAGUGAACGUGGGGAAUCGCAGAGAGGAACAGACUUCAAUGUUCUGCUUAGCUCAGCAGGAGAUUCCUUUACACAGUUCCGAUUCGCUGACGAGAAGGAAUGGGGCAGAGAAAGCAUAUGCCAUAACCAGUUAUCUGCACUUUCCGUUGACUGCCAGUCCUUGGUCCAGGCUCUUCAGGAAUUGCCCCUACACCUGAGGUUGAAUGUAGAUGCUGAACUUGUGCAGGCAUCAACACCUGUAGAGCUCCCCCGAAUGAAAACUAAAAUUACUGAAGGCAACAAGAGGAGAGAGCUUCUGUUCCGACAGUCUCUGGCUCCAAGUGAAAUGGGGCUGGUCACCCAUCCCGUUGGUGAUUCUGUUGUUCCCUCUGAGCCUGGAAGUAAGAAUGGUCCCAUGGCAAGUGCAGGAGAACCAUUUCAAAGAACCAGUCUUCUAUCAAAGCAAGAGACUGACAAUUUGGAUGAAGAACUAGAUCUUCUUCUAAAUCUAGAUGCUCCUGGUGCUACAGAAAACAGACCUGUGUCAGAUGCGUUAUCCUACAACAAAUCAACUGAGAAAGACUUGAAAACAGAUGUUAAGGAAAAUGACACUUUAAAACCAAAUAUGCCUGAAGAGAAGAGUACAACAUCACAGCAACAGCAAAGUACAUCUAAAAAUGUCACUGAGGAAGAGCUUGAAGAUUGGCUGGACAGCAUGAUUUCCUGAAGUUCAAAUUCUCUUACGUGAAUAACUGAAUAUUGCAAACGUUAAGCAGAAAGCUGAAUCUGUCUUUAUCUCUUUGUUAUUUCCUUUAUCUCAUUCACUUAACUUUUCAGCAUGCCAAAUGUUUGGUGUUAUUUGCUGGCAUUUUCUUUGAUAAAAAUGCAGGCUAUGGCACACUAAGAGAACAGUUAUUUCAGCUUGUACCUGCUCUAUAUAGUCUUUCAAAUAAAGCUAUGAAUGAACAAUGAA